Messenger RNA from Siniperca chuatsi (mandarin fish), 1878 nucleotides. Its product is annotated as transmembrane protease serine 9-like. The record is from RefSeq and is a predicted model, not a curated record. Gene Ontology annotation, biological process: proteolysis. Lineage: Eukaryota; Metazoa; Chordata; Actinopteri; Centrarchiformes; Sinipercidae. The transcript is spliced from 13 exons. Gene Ontology annotation, molecular function: serine-type endopeptidase activity. The coding region runs from base 93 to 1703 and encodes 536 amino acids.
GAGGACCGCUGGAGUGCAGGGCAGCUCUCCUGACUGGAUAUAAACCAGGGCUCCAGGUCAAGUCCUCUCAUCGACAGGUUCACACAGCCACCAUGAGGUCUCUGGUCUUCGUUCUGCUCAUCGGAGCUGCUUUUGCCACGGAGGAUGACAAGAUCGUUGGAGGGUAUGAGUGUGAGGCCCACUCCCAGCCCCAUCAGGUGUCUCUAAACUCUGGCUACCACUUCUGUGGUGGCUCCCUGGUCAACGAGAACUGGGUUGUGUCUGCUGCUCACUGCUACAUGUCCCGUGUUGAGGUGCGUCUUGGAGAGCACAACAUCAAGGUCACCGAGGGAACCGAGCAGUUCAUCAGCUCCUCCCGUGUCAUCCCCCACCCCAAGUACAGCUCCUACAACAUCAACAAUGACAUCAUGUUGAUCAAGCUGAGCAAGCCCGCCACCCUCAACCAGUAUGUGCAGCCUGUGGCUCUGCCCACCAGCUGUGUCCCUGCUGGCACCAUGUGCAGAGUCUCUGGCUGGGGCAACACCAUGAGUUCCACUGCUGACAGCAACAAGCUGCAGUGCCUGGACAUCCCCAUCCUGUCUUUCAGCGAUUGUAAUAACUCCUACCCUGGCAUGAUCACUGAUGCCAUGUUCUGCGCUGGAUACCUGGAGGGAGGCAAGGACUCUUGCCAGGGUGACUCUGGUGGCCCCGUCGUGUGCAACGGUGAGCUGCAGGGUGUUGUGUCCUGGGGCUACGGAUGUGCUGAAAAGAACCACCCUGGUGUCUACGCCAAGGUCUGCCUGUUCAACGAAUGGCUGGAGAGCACCAUGGCCAGCAUCCUUGCCUCCCUCCAGGUAUCCAGCACACACCAUGCGAUCAGUGAUCAUGGCAGGGUAGGAACCUUCACAGUCCUUGUUAGACAGAAUGGGGACUUCCACACACUGAAGGUGUCUUCUGAUCAUUCACCAGACACCAUGAGACUACUAGCUCUGUUGCUGAUGGUUGGAGCUGCUGUGGCAGUUCCCCGUGAAGAUGGCAGGAUUAUUGGCGGGCGGGAGUGUGAACCUCACUCUCGUCCAUACAUGGCCUCCCUCAACUAUGGAUACCACUUCUGUGGUGGGGUGCUCAUCAACAGGCAGUGGGUGCUCUCUGUUGCCCACUGUUGGUACAAUCCCUAUGCCAUGCAGAUCAUGCUGGGAGAACACGAUGUGCGAGUGUUUGAGGGUACAGAGCAGCUCAUGAAGACCGACAACAUCGUCUGGCACCCUAGUUAUGACUACCAGACUCUGGAUUAUGACAUCAUGCUGAUCAAGCUCUUCCACCCAGUGGAGGUGACCAAGGCAGUUGCACCAAUCCAGUUGCCCACAGGGUGCCCAGUGGGGGGGCUCCCCUGCUCUGUGUCUGGCUGGGGUAACACCGCCAUGGAUGGCGAGGUCGACUUGCCCCUCCGUCUGCAGUGUUUGGACGUGCCCAUAGUGAAUGACCAGGACUGUGAGAAUGCCUAUCCUGGCAUGAUUACACGCAGGAUGGUGUGUGCCGGAUACAUGGAUGGAGGCAGAGAUGUAUGCAAUGGUGACUCUGGUAGCCCUCUGGUGUGUGGUGGAGAGGUCCACGGCCUGGUGUCAUGGGGUCGGGGAUGUGCCCUGCCUAAGUAUCCCGGAGUCUACGUCAAAGUGUGCGAGUUCCUCAACUGGAUUCAAGACACCCUGAGAGCCAACCCCUGAAGAAAUUACCCAUUUUUCUUAAUUUCUCCCACUUGUUCCCCUCUAUUCUCUGCCCUACGUUAUCCCUCAUUCUUACUUCCCUUUACAGCCCUAACUUUUAUUUUUCUUUCUUUCUUUGGUGCCUUGUCUCCUUUGAAGUUUCCCCUCUCAUAUAUCCAGACGAAACACACAUGUG